Nothoprocta perdicaria is the source of this 1764-nucleotide messenger RNA. It is a transcript of the gene NSL1, whose product is annotated as NSL1, MIS12 kinetochore complex component. The coding region runs from base 1 to 711 and encodes 236 amino acids. Gene Ontology annotation, cellular component: kinetochore; MIS12/MIND type complex. Lineage: Eukaryota; Metazoa; Chordata; Aves; Tinamiformes; Tinamidae. The transcript has 6 exons. The record is from RefSeq and is a predicted model, not a curated record. Gene Ontology annotation, biological process: mitotic sister chromatid segregation.
AUGUCGCGCCCGCCGCUGUCUUCCGCUUCCGGGGCCGGCAUGUUGGCCUGGGCGCGGGCGGGAAAUGGCGGCGGCGGCGGGGCGGCCGCCAUGACCUUCGAGGCGGCGCUGCGGGAGAACAUCAGCAGCGGCGGGCCGCCCUGCGAGGAGGCGGCGGGCGCCGGCGGGCGGCACAGCGAUUCAAACAUUAAGAUUCUCGAAGAUGAGUUUGAUGAACUUAUUGUAGAGACAGCAACAAAACGUAAGCAAUGGCCUAAAAAGAUACUAAUGCACGCUGUCCAGACCAUGAAGGAGGAGCAGGAGAUGCUGAAGCUCUACAAGCCUGUGGUAARACCAGAAGAGAUAAAAUCACCACCUUCUCAAGAUACCUACAUGGCAGAGCUGAAGCAGCAGGCAGAAACGGCCUCCAAACAGAUCGGUGACAUAAUGAAGUCUCUCCCAGCACUCAUAGAAAGAGCGGAAGGCUUUUCCCAAGCACUGACUUGGCAACCAACGCUGGAGCUCUGCAAGCUGCGGGAAGAAGUGUUUGCUGCCUSUAAGGUGAAGGGGGAGGACAAGGCCAAGAACGCCCCCUCGCCGGUAGAAGUCACACCAACGAGCACUGAUCCCAACAAAGACACUUGCCUUUUCUUGMAAAGGAAGAGAACUGCAGACUUGGCACAAGCGAGACGCUAUCCGCUGCGCCGCAGGAAGAUCGCGCUGAGCACCUGAAUCUCUCGUCUAGCAUUUUGAGAUUGGAGACUCAGUUGUCCUCUUGUGCUSUGUUGCUUUUUCCCUUCUAAUUCAGUGCUCUUCCUAAGAACUAUCUUAACUAUUUAAUCUKGGAUCUUUUUAAAAAUAUUUCUCCUCUUACUAUGACCCCGCUGGUAUAUGAAAGCCUAAGCCUAUCAGUAGCACCUAUCCAGCAAGUGUAUGUAGUGAUUAACCCUCAUUUCUUGCACUUUUAUUGCAGGGCUCGCUGUGGGUGCUGAUGUUUCAGAGUUGUGCACAUGCUUUGUGCACAUGGGCAGUCUUUCUGUAGGCCAGAGACUGCUCGUUUCCAUGAAGCAUGUGCCUAAGGAGGCUGGAGAGUAUCUGCUUCUCCAAAUACACCCUCACCUGCACUCACUGGGGUGACUGUUUUUCCUCAGUAAGUUGAAUUAAAAAGAAUUUCAUAAUGGAAUAUAUUAAAAACACCAUUUUAGUGUGAUGUUACAGUUUAGAAAAUCCACAUGUAAGUGUAAAAUUGGUCCCUGCUAUUAGACCUUCCUUGAAUUUAGGUCAACUGGCCCUAUUUAUAGUCAUGUUUAAACAUAGAGUUUUUAUAAUUGUAUAUAUUUACCUUCAGUGUGCUAUUCUGAACAGCAAUGGACCAUACACAUCUUCUCUGAUAUUUUCAUUUCAUGUAUUCCAAAUAUGCAGUCUGGGGGUUUCCUGGACAGUAUUUCUACACAUUACAAGAUCUUGACUUUGGUCAUGUAUGCAUCUGUGAUAUUUGACUAAACUUUUAAAAUCAAUGUAGACUGACAGUAAAUGAGGUUAAGUUGAGCUUUCUUAUGCUUUUUUUCCCCACACAUUUGUACCUAGACAAUUGCACAGUGCUACUAAYUAGAGUAGCAUGACUUAACCAUUCAUAACUUCUAGCUUGCAGGAUACACUCAUGGCCAAUGUGUGUUUUGUCACACAGUAACAUGAGUUUUUUGAAAAACUUUUGUUAAUAAAAUGUACUGUGGUAGGAAGGUGGUCCAACUUUGUGUUUAAGAAUYGGAAAAUUGAAGAAAAUGU